GCUCACAUGGGCGCGUAGGAACAUUGCGUUCUAGUCCGCUCGCACACAACAAGGUGGGGGGAGUUUCUUCCUUUUUAACCCUCCCUCUUUCUAGUUUACCAAGCUCUCUCCAGCACAAGGCGUGAGUCACCAAACCAAACCUGCGGACGACACACAAACACACUCCUGAUGUUUUGAGCCGCGCGGUCGUGUCUUUUUGUUUGUUGUUCGGUGCUUCGUCAAAAUUGCUCGGUCGCCAUCUUCUUCUGCCGCAAGUCGACACAUUGAUUUUCAAACACUUUUUACUUGCUCCAGUGUCUUUUUUUUCGACUGGAGAUGCCUGAGGACGUCGGACCAGCUAAACCAGGUGGAGUCAUCGCCUAUAUCUCCUCAGGCUCCGCCUCCAGCCCAGAGUCCUGCAUGAGUACCAGUCCUAGUGCCGGUGGUGGCGGCUUUCUGUCCACGUCGCCCACGCCACCCCGCCCCUCGUUGCCCAGCAGGGCUGUGGGCAUGGUGGUGGACAUCGCUCCUCCGGCCAAGGGUGGGCCCAGGGCGGGAAGUGGCGUGGAGAAAGCGGGCCGCUCGUCGUCGUCCACCAAAAGCAGCAUCACCAAAAUCAACGGCAUGGUGCUGCUGUGUAAGGUGUGCGGGGACGUGGCGUCCGGCUUUCAUUACGGCGUCCAUGCGUGCGAAGGAUGCAAGGGCUUCUUCCGGAGAAGCAUCCAGCAGAACAUCCAGUACAAGAAGUGUCUCAAGAUGGAGAACUGCACCAUCAUGAGGAUCAACAGGAACCGUUGCCAGCAGUGCCGCUUCAAGAAGUGUCUGGCCGUGGGGAUGUCCCGAGAUGCUGUCAGAUUCGGGCGUAUCCCAAAGCGCGAGAAGCAGAGAAUGCUGCUGGAGAUGCAGAACGCCAUGAACAACAUGAUGAGCAGCAACAGCCAGCUGCACAACAUGCUGCACGGCCAUCAGAGCCCUCCGCGGCCCACUGACACCAGCCCCUCGCUGUCCUCCUCCUCUGACUCGCCGUCCUGCUCCAGCCCCUCCUCCCCGCAGUGCCGCCAGGACGCAGAGUCGGUGGUCUCCAUGGACACCAACUCCAGCUCCGCCUCCUCGUGCUCGUCCGACAGCGGCGAGGACGAGGUCGGCGUGAGCCGGCAGCACCACAAUGCCUUCGAGAGGACGCAGAACCAGGAACGCCCGGCCUCACCGUCGCUCGUCGCCACCGAGACGGCGGCCGGCAGCGACGGCGGCACACAGGCGUCGCAGCAGCAGAGCUGGAACUGCUGGAACAACGACGUGGUCAUGAGGGCCUACCCGGACAGCUCGUACAGCAACAACCAACAUGUCAGCAACGCCGCCUUUAACGAGGAGAGGCGGGGGUGUCCACAGCAGCUCAGCGGCGCCCUCGUUUGUCCAAUGGACGCCCACCGGCAGCACGCUUACCACAACGGACCAAGCAACAACAGAGCACACCUGGUGUGUCCAAUGAACACCUCGCCCUACGUGGACCCCAACAAGCCCAGCCAGGAGAUCUGGGAGGAGUUCUCCAUGAGCUUCACCCCCGCCGUGCGCGAGGUGGUGGAGUUCGCCAAGAGGAUUCCGGGCUUCCGUGAUCUCCCCGAGCAUGACCAAGUGGGCCUUCUGAAGGCGGGAACCUUUGAGGUGCUGAUGGUCAGGUUCGCUUCGCUCUUCAACAUGUCCGAGCGCACGGUGACCUUCCUGAGCGGCAGGCACUACAGUCUGGACACGCUCCGGUCGCUCGGCGCCGGCGAGCUUCUCACCUCCAUGUGCGAGUUCAGCGAGAAGCUGAUGGCGCUGCGUCUCGACCAGGAGGAGAUGAGCCUCUUCACCGCCGUGGUGCUCGUUUCCGCCGACCGCUCGGGCAUCCAGGACCUGAACGCCGUGGAGGCCCUGCAGGACAAACUGAUCCGGGCCCUGCGGAACUUGGUGAUGCAGAACCACGGCGAGGAGUCGGCCACCACCUUCACCAAGCUGCUUCUCAAACUCCCAGAGCUGCGCUCCCUCAACAACAUGCACUCUGAGGAGCUUCUCUCCUUCAAGGUGCACCCCUGAUGACUUUGUGGGCCCGGCCCCUCCCCCUCCCCCUCUCUGCAUCUGACCAACCCUGUUAUGUGUUUGUUUUGCCGAAUGUAUUGCAACUUGUUUUGUGUCAAGUGGACCAUGCGGGGUUCAGAGAGAAGACCAGUACUGUAUUUAUAGCGAGGACAAGCUUACGUUGUUGCGAACAUGGAGGCACUUUUCCACUUUCUGCAGAAAGAAGAAGCUCAACUUUGCUUUAUGCAAGGAUGGAACGUUUCCUUUUGUUUCUUUUCGUUUCCUCCAGAAGCCAUGUAAUGUAAAAUGCGAGUGAAUGUGAGACACGAGACUUGCAUGUUUAUUUGCUCUUCGAGAGGCGUGCUAGCGAGGAAGCUAACGUGACGAAUGUGCUGCUAAUGCAUGGCUCAACUUCUCCUCUCGCCUCACCACGCACCAUCUUCCUCCUCUCCGUGUGUGUAGUAGUCUUGUGCUCUUUUACUUUCAUGUACUCUUGUUUUGGUGCGUGUGUGCGCUACCUCGCCCGCGCUCCGCCUGACGAUUUCUGGAACACUACAUUCGCACAAGUUCACCCUGAAUCCACCACCUGUGACGGGGCGAGGUCGCACGCAGGCCAAACUUAAUCAUGAUUAUACUUUGUGUUUUUCUAACUUUCCACUUUGUAAGAUAUUUUGUUUUUUGUUCUGUUUUUUGUAAUCAAAUGUGCUUUCUGCCUGGCACUGAACAUGAAUCUUGUCAUCCAUGAUGUUGUACUUGGCAACACUGUCACAUGUAAAUAACUAUAUAUAAAUAUAUAUAAAUAUCUCUUGAACAUAGACAAAUAUGUAUAGUAUAAAUGAAUAAAUAUUGGAGAAGAA
Molecule: messenger RNA, 2891 nt
Organism: Entelurus aequoreus (snake pipefish)
Lineage: Eukaryota; Metazoa; Chordata; Actinopteri; Syngnathiformes; Syngnathidae
Gene: nr1d2a
Product: nuclear receptor subfamily 1, group D, member 2a
Exons: 8
Coding region: 316-2052 (578 amino acids)
Biological process (GO): positive regulation of transcription by RNA polymerase II; hormone-mediated signaling pathway; negative regulation of transcription by RNA polymerase II
Molecular function (GO): nuclear receptor activity; RNA polymerase II cis-regulatory region sequence-specific DNA binding; zinc ion binding
Source: RefSeq, a predicted model, not a curated record